This is a messenger RNA of Motacilla alba alba, 8823 nucleotides long. RefSeq names its product leucine rich repeat containing 75A (gene LRRC75A). The transcript is spliced from 4 exons. Bases 877 to 1857 code for a protein of 326 amino acids. The record is from RefSeq and is a predicted model, not a curated record. Lineage: Eukaryota; Metazoa; Chordata; Aves; Passeriformes; Motacillidae.
AAGCAUGAAGAGCAGACGGACUUUGCUUCCUCAGAGAGGUCAGCAGUGGUCUCUGCUGUGGAGGCAAUUUGAUCCCACUGCCUGCCCCCAAAAUAACACUCCUGUUAUUCCUGCUGCCAGCAGCCAUUCCAGAGGGUUUGUGCUCCUCUGGCACAGCCAGGCUAAUUUAACAUCGAGCUCCUGAGACACAGAAUACUCAUUUCUCUUUCCUUCUUUCUGCUCUGGAGCCCAAAGCCCACACUGCAAAAUUCAAAUCCCCCAAAUCCCAACAAGUGCCUGCUGCUCUCCUUGGCUGAGGUGUUUUCCCUCACGGUGCUGCAGGGAGGAUGCCUUUGGCAUAAAUGCAGUGGUAAGGCACUGAAAUCAUUAACAUUUGAUUGAGGCUGGUGCUGGGGGUUGCCAGAGGCUUGCUAGUCACCUGGAGGGAGCUGCUGGAAGUAAUUCCUGCACGGAAUACCUUGGAAUUCAUCUGCCAUGAAGUGACUUCCCAGGUUUACCUGGCAGCAUCUUCUCUGCUUUCCAACGAAGAGCUGCUGCAGGGAGAGGCUAAAAAAUGAAUUUAUUCAUGGUGUCCAGCACUUGGGACAUGGGAACCCACUCUCAGACCCCUCACACCAUCCCGGCAGGAGAAUUCCAGCUCCACUAUUCCCAGCACCACCAGCUGCAGAGCAGGAUAGGUUUUAACGUUACAGAGCGUGGCUCUUUUUAUUUUUACUCUAUUUUCUCCCCCAUACUCCUGAGUUUCAGUGGUUAAGGCAGCCAGGCGCUGUCAGUAUAUUAAAUUCUGGGAGUGUCUCUCCUGCUGGGGAGAGGAUUUGUAAAACAAAGCAUGUUUUCCUCCUCCCUGCUGCCAAAGGAUCUCUUUUCCCCAGCGAGAUGGGGAAGCGCUUCCCAGCACAUUACGUUGCACUCAAGGAAUUUGCCAUUGGUUAUGGCUCGACGUGGAGCUUUUGCUGCUGUUCUGGGGCUGGGGGAGAGGGGAGGAGGAGGAGGAAUCCAGCAGAUCUGAGCAUCAUCUGCACAGGGCAGGAUUUAGGGAUGGAGUCCACCUCUCUGGAUGAUGUCCUCUACCGUUACGCCAGCUUCCGAAACCUGGUGGAUCCCAUCACCCACGACCUCAUCAUCAGCCUGGCAAGAUACAUCCACUGCCCCAAACCAGAAGGGGACUCCCUGGGAGCCAUGGAGAAGCUCUGCAGGCAGCUCACCUACCACCUGAGCCCCCACUCGCAGUGGAGACGCCAGGGCAUCAUGAAGAGGAAGCCGCAGUCCUGCUUGAAGGCCGUGCUGAUGGGGAAGCCCCAGGACAACACCGUGGACUUGUCGGGCAUCCCCCUGACCCUGAAGGACCUGGAGAGGGUCACGUCCUACCUGGAGCACAGCUCGGAGCACAUCGACACGGUGGAGCUGUGCUUCACCGAGCUGACGGACGAGAUGCUGCUGCAGCUGCUGCCCGCGCUCUGCGGCCUGCCCCGCCUCACCACGCUGGCCCUCAACGGCAACCGCCUCACCAAGGCCAUCCUCAGGGACCUCACCGAGACCCUCAAGGACCCCAAGAAGUUCCCCAGCGUCACCUGGAUCGACCUGGGUAACAACGUGGAUAUUUUCUCGCUGCCCCAACCCUUCCUGGUCAGCCUGAAGAGGCGCUGCCCCAAGCAGGGGAAUCUGCCGACCAUCCUGGAGUUUGGGGAGGGUCAGGUCAGUGAUUUGGAGGGGCAGGAGGGGCUGGGGGACAGCCAGGAGGACCUGAGGGCCGGGCCAGGCCAGGCUGGUGGCACAGACUGGGAGCAGAUGGACAGAACGGCCGAGGCUGGGGAGCUCCCCGGCCCAGAGCGAGGUGCUGCCACACCACAGACAUGAUGUCCAGCCCUUGGGUGGGCACCUUGAGCAAGGAUGACUUAAAACCUCAGAGCUGGGGGGGUCUGUUCCCACUCCUGGAUGCUCCAGGAGUCCCAGCUGCUGCUUUCCCCCUGUGCCACGAGCGUCAGUGAUUUUCUUCUCGAAGAACGCAUAAAGUGAUCACGUAGAGUGUUUGUAUUUCUAACAGCUGGCCAGGUGUUUUGAAGCAUUAGUGGUGUGCUGUGCUUUUGGCUCUCUCAGAAAUGCGUCUCCAAGGGGCUGCAAAACCUCAGAAGGGCAAGAAAAGGGAGCUGGGAGGUGCCCUUCCUCAGUGCUGGAUCUCAGCUGCUCGCACGUGUCAUGGACAGACAGCAGCCACCCCAAAGGGACCUGCCUGGGAUAAACCUUCAAUCCUUCCCACUCCUGCCUUCAGGAAUCACUGGUGAGAGGCAUGGCUCCUGAGACACAACAAAAACCUGCUCUCACACAAAGCAGGGCUCAACAACCUGCUCGCACACCAACCAGGGGUGUUCCUCUCAGAACUGUGAGCCCAGCCCUGAGGGAGAGCUCUGUUUUCCUGGGGCAGGGUUAAAUCCCAGCCUGCAGCGUGCCUGGACACCACCCUCACCUCCAGCCUUACCAAAACCAGGCUGGCACCUGUGCCUGCCCAGGAUUUAUCCAGUAAAACCCAGUUUCCCACCAGCUGCAAGAACUGCUGAGCUUUUAAUGGGAGCAUCUGGUCCGUUCUGGGAGGGACACACAAAUCCUGGAGUCAGGGCUCAGGAGCAUCACUGACAAAAAGAGACCACGGUACUGAAGGGUUAAAAAAGGUAAAACGAGCCUGGGUUCACCCCUCUGUCACUGCCACACAGCCAGCUGGGAUUUAAAGCCCCAGAAAGCCUUGGGCUCACUUGGCCAUGGCUGUUGCCCCCGGACCAGAAGUGCUUUGUUCCUAAAAGGUUCCAGUUUUUUGUAAGCCAGGGCUCUGGGUUUGUUUUCGGUGGGAAAUGGAUCAGCCCAGAGCAGCAGGGCUGGAAUGUGCACUUUGGCUUUUUGGAACCAGAAUUUCAUUGGAUCCCAAAGCCGGGGGAGGGCAGGAAAGGGGAGAACUUCCUCUGCUUCGUGUUCCAAGGAGCAGAGCUGACUCCCUUUGCAGAGGGAGCCUCUUUGCCCCAAGCCCUUCUCUGAGCAGCCCCCAGCAGUGACUCCAGCUUGGCUUUUUUUGGGUGCAAACAGACUUUUGGUCCCAUUGGCUCUGUCCAUUUUUCCAGAGGGGCUUCAGGCUGCCAGUGGUUGUUUGUUCUUCAUUUGCAAGAAGGUAACUUAGAAAAAACUCUGCUACUUUUAAUACAUUUGGCAACACUCAGUAUGAUUUGCAUGUAUCCGAGCCUUUUUUUCCUUUUUUCAUUUUAAAAUUCUAACUCUUUCCAACAGGCAUGAAAAAAACCAACUUUCCAGUGAAUAUGGAAUAUUUCUGUUUGAAAUAAAGGAGCUAUCCAUAAACAAAAUAAAUGAUAAUGUUUAAUAAAGACCCAGUGUUGAAUUUUCCCUCUGUCCAGGUUGAAUGCCCAGGAAAAAGCAGAGGACAAGGCAGUGCUGAGAGCUGCUGGUCUGGCUUCUUCAGGGGGCUGGAGAAAUAAAGAGCUCAGUUUAUGGGCUGGAUUUAUCAGGGUGGGCAGGAGGUGAACACAGAAGCAUCAUGAAAGAAUCUUUUACAUUUUAAAUAUUGCCAGUGUGUAAAAUAAUGUGGGAGAAAGGAAGGCUGAGAGUGGGGUAGUGCUCCACAGGGUGUUUAUCUCCUGAAGGCACAAAGGCUGUUCAUUGCAGCAGGGGCUCUGUCCCAGCAGCAGGCCAGGGGGGCCAAGGAGUUGGGGGAACACAGGGGGAUUUAAUCAAGAACAAGAUUUCUCUUUGCAGAAAAAAAAAAAAGCAAAAGAAACUGCAGCAAUUUCUUCUUUCUACCCAGGCACCUCAGUACUGGGCUCUCCUCAUGCACAGCUCAAGCCCCUCUACCUGGUUAAAUUAUUUCAAUCACAAGCUCCUUGCUGCAAGGUUUUUAUUCCCUGCUAAGUAUUUGCACAGGACCCAGUGUCUGAGGAGCUGCCUGGACCCCAGUUCACAAAUUCACAAACCAGAGGCACAAAUUCACACCCCAGUUCACAAAUUCACAAACCAGAGGCACUUUGCAUUUAGAGCGAGCUCUGCAUCCUUUAUUCCUGCUUUGCUCCAUUCCCUCACUGACAAAAACCACCCAGGAGCUGCUGCUGCCACAUUUCCCCUCCAGCUCAGCUUCCACCCGCUGGGAAGCACAUCAGCCAUGGAGAAUUUCAAUAUCUCCAAAGGGAGAUGCCACAGCCUGUGCCCUGUGCAGGUGUUGCACUGCUUGAGCCACCUCUGCUGCACUGGUACUGACAAUAUCCCUGUGCCCAGAGAGGAUUCAGCCCUUCUGAGACAGAGAAAGAGCUGGAAAGGGAUUUUGUCAAUAUAUCUCUGCCUGCUGGAGGAUGCACCGAAUUACUUCCAUGGAAAAAGGGGGAAAAAAAGCAGAGCUGUUGUAGAGAGCUGGUUCUAAAAGCUUUGGCUCAUCAGUGCCUCCCUCACAGUGCGGAUUAGCUCAAUUAUCCACUUAGUGCACUUCAGGAUAAUGAUGAUCCUGUGGGCUCAGCACAGAGUGGGGCUUGGUUGGUUUUUUUUUUUUUUUAAAGAAAGCAGAGUGAGACGCUUCCCUUCCCAGCUCAUCAACAUCAAAACAAGCUCAGGGCUCACUCCACAUAGAAUCAAUGCUCCCUGGGCUACUCUGGGCUGCUGCUUUGGGUCAGAAGCUUUUAACUGGCCUUACAUGAAGGAUUCAAGGACUGAAAAUCACUGCUGUUAGAAUAUUAAAUCAGAAUGAGGUCAUUUCUUGUCCAGGAGAGGAGGAAAGGGCCACCAUAAAACAAAUAAAGCAUAAAAAGUCUCAGCCUGGCUUGGUUGGUUCUCUCCCCGGCAGCACCACAGCUCUGCCUGGGCAUCAAGCAAACCUGUCUGGGGAGGAGAUUUAUGGCCUCAGCAACAAAAAUGUAAUUGGAAAUCAUUCUGUGCAGAUUGAGGAGCCCACAGCGAGGAGAAUGGAAACAGCAGGCAGGGAAUGAGAGAGGGGUGAGAGAGCCGUGAAAGGGCUGGUGCCACGUUCCAGAGAGCUCCUGCCAGCCGGGUGAUCUGGGGAGGGUUUGCACCAAGGCUGGCUGUAUUUUGAAGGUAAAUUCAUUUAAAAUGAGGGUUCCUUGGCCAGAGGAUGGCUGGGAGCAGGAAAGAAACUGGGAAAAGUCACCCCCGAGCAGGGAGUGUGUGGGAGAGCAGAGGGAGACACAAAAAGGCUGCUGGGGAUGUCCAGAAGCACAAAAUACUUAGACCCAAAGCAUUGCUGCUGCUCAGGGGCAGAGUCAGCAAAUGUCCACCCAAAAUUGCCCAAACAGCAACCUCUGCCAGAGGAAUAGCCAAAAGUGACCUAAAGGAUAAAGGAGACACCACGGGAGGCAGCAGUGGCUGAGGCUGCCCCAGGCAGUGCCACCACUCUGGGUUAUCCCACUAAAACUGCCUUUGGAGAGGGGCAAAAACCCUCCAGGGCUCCCCUGUGGUCCAUCACCCCUGUUCCAGCAGCAGCAGGAGCUUUGUGAGCUCAUGCUCAGGAGCACUCAUGGAAACACAAAGACUCCCCUGCUCCAGUGGCUGGGAUCUGCCAUUGCCAAGGAAACCACUUGACCUCAUUAGCAGGAUUCAUUAUCAAAGCUUAGGGGAAAGGGGUAAAAACAACUGACCCAACCUCUGCAGUGAAGUGUUCCUUGGUGAGCAACAGAUGAAAUCUCCUCCCAGCCUCUCUGGUACAAGGAUGCCAUCCUUGAUCCCACUUUUCCUCCACUCCCUGGGCAGUGGGGUUUUUCUGUGCCUGGGGGAUGAUUUCCACCAGCAGGCUGUGCGAGGACAGGAGCUUUGCAGCUCUAUGAAAUGUCUUUAACAGGACAUUCUGCAGGACAGAGCCAUUCCUCACAGUGCUCUGCCUGCCUCCAGCCAGCUCCAGCCUCACUUCCUGGGGAGGGCCCAGCUCCAGGCACAUUAACAUUAAUGCUAAUUAAUUAUCUGAAUAAAUGGAUGGAUAUCCCCAGGCUGGACAGGGCUUGGAACAACCUGGAUCAGUGGGAGGUGUCCCUGCCCACAGCAGAACGUUGGAAUGAAAUGGGCUUUAAUUCCCCUCCAACCCAAACCAUUCCGGGACCUGUUUCUAUGAAAUGAUAGCACAGGGUUUGCUCUCAAGGAGGAACACAAGAGCUUUGCUCACUGCAGGAAUCCUGGAUCCCAAGCUGGCACUGCAGGAAAGGUGUUUAGGAAUAAAGUGUCAUUUUUGAUGUGGCAGCUCCAUCAGCCCAUGGCUCAGUUACCCCUGAAGGAUGGGCAAUUGGAGGUGCUUUGUUUGCAGUCCCUUCUGGCACUUCUGGGCAUGCAUUUUUCAUUCCUUUUUUUAUCCCCCUAUUUUUUCCCCCCUCUGUAAAUACACAGAGACACAGCUGGUUUUACCUUCAGCUCAGCUGAUGGUUUUAUAUAAAACUGAAGACCUGACUUAAUAGAGUCAGAAAAGAUGCAACCUGCUCACCACAGCCUUUAAUUAUGUGGGCAGUUUGCUUGGUUUUCUUGGCUCCUAAUAGCUUAUUGAUCCUGUGGCUUCUGGGCCAUCUUUUUUCUUUGCUGUUUUAUUAACUCAGGCUGAGGAGAAAAUAAACCUGUGGGCUGGUUUGCAUCCAGCAGGUUGGGAUGAGCAAUCCCAGCCUUCAGUGAGUGCACGUGGCAGCUCUCAGGGAGCUGUUAUUGGAAGGACAAAUAGACUGGAGGUUUACAAAAGAGGAGAGAAAUGUUAAUAUUUAAUUCAGUGGAGGUUUGGCCUGGGCAUUUCUCACUGGAUUUUCAAGGUGUGUGCUGUAAAAUCACUUCAUUCAUGGCUCUCCCUGUCAGCUCUGUCCUUCUCCUCUGGCUCUGGGCAAGAAUUUGGGGAGGUGCUUUGUGAUCAGGAUUUUGCAAGGAGCACUCACAGCCAUCCUAAACACAAUCUACAUAAUCAAAAGCAUCUUCCUACAGCCCCAAAUGCAUGGAACAGACAUAAAGAGAGUAAGGAUGGAUGGAAAACUCUGGGAUAUUGGGCUACAACUGAUGGAGAAACCCAGCUGCAUCACCCAGGAAUGAGCUUCCCUCGGGCAGCUGCUCCUUGCCUGCGAACUCACUCGGGUAAGAGCUGCAAUUCCAGCUCUUCUAGAAAUGAAAACCAAGGCACUGAAGAAUCAAUCACACUCUGGUAGUGCUGCCCCAGGGCUCUGGCUCCUGAUCCCACAGGAUUCCACCGCUGGGGAGCUCUGCAUGUAGAGAAACAGGCAGAAAGUCCCAGAGGUGGUCAGGCUUCAAACACACAGAAUAAACGGCCUCUGCUCGGGGCUGUGUGCAUUUACACACCACUUGCCAAGAGGAGAACUUCACCAUUCCUUUUUUGUUGCUGUUUCAUCUUCACUGUACCCACCUGCUUGUUAAAUGAUCAAUGCCAAGGCUCAGGAUUUUCCCAAGCUGAGCUUUCCUGCAGGCUCAGAGCUCCCCUCCACCACAGGCACAGAAACAGCAGAGCUGGGGGCUGAAAUGCAAAUAUUGUCCUUUUUUCUGUGCCAACCCCCAAAAUGGGCUGAACUGCCAGGGCAGGGGCAGCCACCAGCCCGGAGCUGUCCCCUCACCCUGGUGUCACAUCCAUUCUUCAAACCAUUUUGGUGUUGGUGAUUUUUCAGCCCCGUUCUCCUCCCUGAAACCCUUCUUUUGCCUCAGCUCCAGCCUCUGACCUGUUGCCAGGUGACACCACUCGUUGCUGUCAUCUCCAAAGACUUUUCUGAAGCAUAAAAGCAGCACCUUUGAAAUCCCUGCCCUUCCUGCAGCUCCUGUUUUGCAUUUCCAAACAGCCUGGUCCUGACACUGCAGCUUUAUUUCACCUCCUGAGAGCACAGAGCAUCUUCCUCCAAACACAGCAGCAAACAGGCUGGUGGGGAGGUGCCUGGAUAGAUGAAAUUAAUGAAAUUCAAAGUGCAGCUACUGUGGUGCAGGGGCUUCCAUCACUGUGCAUUUCAAAGCUCCCACCUCACUCCCAGCUUGGAAACAAUUCCCAUCAUCUUCCCAGCAGGUACUCCCUGGAUUUCACCCAGCACAAAGAGUUUAUCAUUUACUGCCAUGGAUGAAAGGAAUAAAAUACCUGAUUUGACACAGUUCAGGGAAAUUGCUUUGACCAAUGACUGCCCAAAUCCUCUGGCUGCCCCCAGCAGGGCUCCCAGCUCCAGCUCCUCCUCUGUGACGAGGGGAUGUGGAGCACUGCAGACUGCUGCAGGAUUAUAGAUGGAGGCACAGAUGUAAAACAUUUCUACAGGAUAUUUCAGCUGCUGCUGCUGCUCCGAGCCGCAUUAAACAGCUCACAGAUCCCCUCAGCACCAGCACUGCACUUGCUGGCUGAUAAGGCCUGAUAACCAAAUUACCACUGGUGCUACUGUUCUCUUGACUCGGGUGUUUAUUAAUGAAGUUUCAGCUGUCCAGGAAAAUUCAUUAUUUUUUAUUAUGGCUGAUAACCUCAGGCUUAGCUGGAAGUUUGUCUUUAAUGUGCUGUUAAACCCCAAGCCUACUCCACUGCUCAGUGGUAACAGCACCCAACAAACCCAAAGCCAACACCAACAAAUCUUUAGGUGCAGUUUGCAAGUGCACAAAAUAAACAAAAAAUCAAGAAAAUCAAACAUAGAGUAACUAUCUGACAGGGUCUGGGAAAGCACGAGGAAGAAAGCAAUCAAAAAAUCUGGGAAAUAAAUCAAAAUGAUAAAGAAAACCAAGGAGAGCCCAGCAGAAAGCCAUAGGCAGCUUCAGAAACAUCAAUCAUUAUUUGUUUAGAGUUUGUGUUGCAGCUGGGCUGGGCAAUGAUUUUACCACAAAUUAUUACAAACAAAA